CUCUCACUCCUUCUCCCUCUCGUUCUCUCCCUCUCGCUCUCCCGGUCCGGGCGGGCGCGGCGGACACAGCGGUGCAGGGCUGUGUCCCCAUGGCUCUGGCAUUCGCCCGAGCGCGGGCUCUGCGCUCCCUCAGCCUCCCGCGCCCCCCGGGCCGGGUCGCGGUGGCGGCGCGGAGCUGCUGCAGCCAGGCGGGGGCCCCCGGGGCGCUGCCGCCCGGCGGAUACCGGGCCUGGCGGGAGCGGGCGGCCCGCGACCCCGCCGGGUUCUGGGCGGACGUGGCGCGGGGGUGGCUGCGCUGGGACAGUCCCUUCCACACGGCCUGCCAGCCCGGCGCUCCCGCUGGUUCCGCCCGCUGGUUCCUCGGCGGCCGCCUCAACGUCUCGGUAAAUUGCUUGGAUCAGCACGUCGAAAAGUCUCCGAACAGAGUGGCUUUGAUUUGGGAGAGAGAUGAACCUGGCACUGCAGUGCAUGUGACAUACAGGGAACUUCUGGAUCUGACUUGCCGCCUUGCCAACACCCUGAAGAAAUAUGGAAUCCAGAAAGGGGACAGGGUGGCCAUCUAUAUGUCUGUGUCCCCCUUGUCAGUGGCAGCCAUGCUGGCUUGUGCCAGGAUUGGUGCUGUUCACACCGUGGUCUUCGCUGGAUUCAGCGCCGAGUCCUUGGCUGGGAGAAUCAUGGACUCUGGAUGCAAAGCAGUUAUCACAUACAACCAGGGAGUCAGGGGAGGCCGAACCAUAGAGCUGAAGGCAACUGUGGAUGAAGCUGUGAAGAGCUGCCCAAGCAUCAAACAUGUGUUUGUGGCUCAGAGGACAGAUAACAAAGUCCAGAUGGGUGACCGUGAUAUUCCCCUUGACGAGGAGAUGACCAAAGCAGAUUCCGUCUGCGCUCCAGAGAGCAUGGACAGUGAAGACAUGCUCUUCAUGCUGUACACCUCGGGCAGCACUGGGAAACCCAAAGGAAUCGUUCACACCCAGGCUGGAUACCUGCUGUAUGCUGCUCUCACGCACAAGUAUGUGUUUGACUACCAGGAAGGUGAUGUUUUUGGCUGUGUGGCCGACAUUGGCUGGAUCACAGGACAUAGCUAUGUCGUGUAUGGACCACUCUGCAACGGAGCCACCUCUGUCCUGUUUGAAAGCACUCCAGUGUACCCUGACCCAGGUCGUUACUGGGAAGUGGUGCAAAGGUUGAAAAUUAAUCAGUUUUAUGGAGCACCUACAGCAAUACGCCUGCUGCUGAAUUAUGGAGAAGAGUGGGUGAAGAAAUAUGACAGAUCUUCCUUGAAGGUUUUGGGUUCAGUGGGAGAGCCCAUCAACAAGGAAGCUUGGCAGUGGUUCUACCAGGUGGUGGGAGAAGGACGCUGUGCCCUUGUGGACACGUGGUGGCAGACAGAAACUGGUGGCAUCUGCAUUGCCCCACGGCCCUCAGAGGAGAAAGCUGAGAUUGUUCCAGCUAUGGCUAUGAGACCUUUCUUUGGGAUUGUGCCUGUGCUCAUGGAUGAGAAUGGAGAGGUUAUAGAGGGCAAUGAUGUGUCUGGUGCACUCUGCAUUGCCCAGCCAUGGCCUGGCAUGGCAAGAACAAUCCAUGGAGAUCACCAGCGCUUUAUUGAUGCUUAUUUCAAAGCCUACCCAGGUUACUACUUCACAGGGGAUGGUGCUUACAGGAGCCAGAAAGGCUAUUACCAGAUAACAGGGCGCAUGGAUGAUAUCAUUAACAUAAGUGGACACAGGCUGGGGACGGCAGAAAUAGAAGAUGCAAUGGCUGAUCACCCUGAGGUCCCUGAGACAGCUGUGGUUGGGUAUCCACAUAAGAUCAAAGGAGAAGGUGCCUUUGCUUUCAUAGUGCUAAAGGAGCAGACAGCUCGUGUAGACCACAUCAAAGAAGAGCUCAAAACCAUAGUGGCUUCCAAGAUAGCAAAGUACGCUGUGCCUGACCACAUUCUGGUGGUAAAGCGCCUCCCUAAAACGCGAUCAGGGAAGAUAAUGAGAAGGCUGCUGAGGAAAGUAGUCACUGAACAAUCAGGCAACAUGGGAGAUGUGACCACACUUGAUGAUCCAGAUGUUGUCAAGGAGAUAUUGGAUGCUUACCAGAAGUACAAGGAGAAGAGUUCCUCAUAACAGGUGGCUCUGGAAUUUGUCUCCUUCAGAAAUGAGGAAGGUCUCAAAUAACCAGGCAAACAACAUAGUUCUCUCUUAAUGUUUUUUUUAAAAACUGUUUCCUUCUAGAGAUACAAGAUUUUCCACUCCACAACAUUUUUUGAGAUGGUACAGGGCUAGCAGCAGUCUGCAGUUUUCCACUGUCAGUGAACUCCUUUUCCCUGCACUCAGGGCUGUUGUAGAGCAGAUAUUGGUGGCUUCCAUGAGCUGUGCUGAAAUGUAACAUGAGCUGAAGCAAGAUGCAGAUGUUAAUGUUCCUCUUUUUAAUAUUACUGUACUGGGAAAUGUUUUUUAUACAAUACUUCUUCUUGUUUUAAAAGAAGCCCUGGAAAACAAUUCUUCAAUAUUUUCCUUCAGCUUGGAUAUCUGAGUCCAAGCAGCUGUAUUUCAAUGCAACUAUGGUGCCUUUUCAGUAAUUCUGUGUAUUCUAGGAGAAGUUUCAUAUGCAUUACUAUAGACGUGAGAAGGACACGGCUAGUCUGAUAAUUCUUCCUUGACUUUACCCAUUAUUCUAAUAUAUUCUUUAGUUUUCCUCAAAUGGAUUUUUUCCUACCACAAUGUGCCCUGGGACUUCCCAAAGAUGGAGAGCCUGUGACCCUUCAUGUCCCACCUAGGUAACCCAGCACCAGCACUUGCAGCUGCAAAGUGAGCCACAAAGCCCAUGACUGGUCUUCCUACAUGUCCUCAGUGCAUUGCCAUGCUGAUUUACCAAAGAGUUAAGUGCCAUGUGGGUACCCACAAACUGCACAGUCUGCUAAAAGAAGUGCCUCUUAGAUGCCUUGUGGAAAGUGAUAGCAGCAUUCCAGACCAGCAACCUCAGAAUAGCAGUGAAGAAUAGCCUUUGUCUUUCCUGUGCUUUCAGAAUUGCGACUAAUGUAGUCAUUGUUUUAUUUCUGGAUUCAUUUUAUCAUGACCACAUUCCAGUUGAAGCACUCCUUAUAUUUGGGCUAUACAGAAGAAUUUGCUAGUAGGGUUACUUAUCCCCGAAUUUAACUGGAGCAACACUGCUUUUUCCAGGGAAACUGUCUACUGGGAAGACAAUUUGUGCACCUAACUGGAGGCACGAAAGGAAGGAGGGAAAUGGGUAGGUGAUCUGUAAGACUGGGAAAGGCAUAGGGAGUUUCUUGGCCAGAUGAGAUUCUGGUACCACAAUGGGAAAUAGGCUGCUUGAAGUAUGAUAUGUUCUCAAAGACAGGUGUGUUGGUCUUAGAUGCCAGAGUUCCUCCAAGGACACCAGCUGCAUUUGCUUUUUAAGAAAAUUAUUUUAAAUGUCUCUAGGGACUGAAUAAUACAGUAAGGAAUACCAUGCUUUGUUAAAUAUCCCAUCCUUCUGACUGAAAUGCAUUUUCACAUAAGGUGAGUAGACACCCUGUGGACUUUCUGGGAAGUUGAAGAUCAGAAGGUUUGAAGGUUUGAUAGAGUUGACAGGAUGUUAAUAUUUUAGGACACUACCUUGUUGCCACUGCAAUAGGAAAAAAAAAACCCCACUCUGCUUCCUUAAAUAAAUUUCAAGUGGGAAGCAGACAAGAGUUAAUGUUUUUGACAGAAAAAGUACAUUCCCUUGUUUAAACAAGUUGUCUCUAUGUAGUCUGAAAUAACAGUGUGGAGGAAGAAAAAAUACUUUUGAACACGAUUACACACUUUCCUUUUAAUCAAGAAAGCAUUUCUUAUAUUAUAGACAUAGAACUUCCUGUUCUUGUUGACCUGAAAUUUCCCUGUCUGUUGUCCCAGUGGUCACAGGCCCAUGGUUUAAUUCAUCUGAACUGUCUCACAAACACUGUCUGUGUGAGGAGCAAUGUGCUUUGGUGCAUUGGGACAUUAGUCAUCCAAUUCCUCUGCUCAGGGAAAAUGAGAGAUGUGUGCAGUCCCUCACCUGCUUCCCUGUUGUCUCAGCUUGCAUGGGCUUAGGGUCCAUGGCUGCCAGGGAGGUUCCAGGCUGACCAGCUUCCGAAGCACAAUAAAUUCACAGUUGUGCCAGCUGGGGUGCAGACAGAAAGUUGUGGAUGAUCCAUCCCUGGAAAUGUUAAAGGUCAGGCUGGAUGGGGCUCUGAGCAACCUGGUUGAGUGAAAGGUGUCCCUACCCGUGGCAGGGGGGUUUAACUAGAUGAUUCUUGAGGUGCUUUCCAUAAAAACCUCAUUUCCACAGCUGAGCUGUGGUGCUUGGGAUGUCCACCUGCUCAGAGGCCCCCACGGGGUAUUCCAAGAGAGCACAUGGUGCUCCUGUGCUGCCCACACGGUAUUGGGGACAGCUUGUGCUGGGCAGCCUCAGUCUUUUGGUAAAACUGCACUUCUGCAGGUAUCUCAGCACUGCCUCUUGGAGCUGACAGCCUGUGCCCAGCCCAUGCAAUAGCACCCUGAGUCUGGUAAAAACAGAGCUAGGCAGGGCUUAUGAACAGUGCUUCUAAUGAAAAGAAGGCACUACUUGGUGCUUUACUGAGUUGGCUACUUACAGAAAGCUUUAAACUGAAAUUGAAAUUUUACAUUUUCCUUACAGAGUUUAAAGUUUCCAUCCAGAGAAGUCUCCAUUUUUUCUUUCUACCCACUAUCUCUGCUAAUUGCAGCAGUUGCCUCUUCACUGCAAGCUUGAGUUGAGCUUUGCAACAACAGCACUAGUGUGUGGUGACAGUGCUUUCUACUUCAUAUGCAACAGGCUUGUGGCUCAGGGAGGGAUUCAGCCCACAGAAUUGGCACUGUUUUCCUCAGUGCCUGAAAUGCCAGGGAGGAGGAAGUCAGAACCACCCCAGGCCUGCAAGGCUCUUAAGACAAGCUGAUCUUCUCCAAUCAAUGGCCAGGUAUCAGUGGGACUGUGGGACAAAUUGGGGGACAGUUGCUUCAUUUAGAAAAGCAGAGCUGUUGAAUUCUUCUAAACCUUUGUGAGUUCAUGAGUGAUGUAUGGUUUUGUCAGAUUGCCUUUGUAGCUUCAUUAAAAGAGAUCCAGAGUAAAUUUUACAUAUUGCCAUUUAUUGCAAAGGGCUAGUAUGCUUUUGUUUCCCCACUCAGUUUUGCCAGUAAGACCUGGUCAUGGUGCUUUUCCCCCCAGGUGGAGACACAGACCAUUAUUUUUCCAAUUCUAUAAAGGGAAAGCUCCAGCUGUCUAGAAGUAUUUUUUGUACAGUCUAAUGUUAAGCCUUUAAUUGAAUUUUGUUGCGUUGUAAUCAUGCUUUAAGCACGUUUCUUGUCCUUGACCAAAACCAGUGUCUUCAGUGAUCUCUGUAUUCAUAUUUUCAAUAAAGGAAACAGGUAUGAUGGGUUGGCUUUCUUUUGUAGGUGGCAGACCUUCUAUCCUCUCAAGCGUCUGGGACUUUCUCAAUUCUCUGAACUUUCAAAGAAAGGCAAAGGAGUUUGAGAUCAGGAUGAAUUGUGAUCCCAAUUGCUGUUUUUCUUUGCUUCUUUUCUCUAAACAGUAGCUCACAGGAAAUGAGUUAAUACCAGAAAACUACCACUGUAAAAAAGGGCAAAGUUGAAGAACAUUUGGGUGUCAAUAAGCUGUGCAUCUUGUAUAAAUCCUGAGAUCAUCCUGCUUUACACUUCCUCAUGUGUGAUGCAAAUAAUGAGUAGGAAUAUUUAAUUACCAUUAGUUGAUGUGGAUAGUUCAGCUCCUUGCUUUGUGCACACCUUGCACAAGUAGAAAAGGAGUGAAAGCAGGGUGUGUGUGGGCAACAUGAGAGACAGCAUUGUGUAGAAAGUGUAUAGCUGUUCCAGAGUCAAGCAGAUGAGAAGGAAUUUCUUUCCAGGUGCCUUGGAUCAUUUUUAAGUGACACAAAAUACAUCCUCUGCAGCAUGUCUUGUCCAUUAAGAAGUGAGAAAUACUGAGUUUCACCCUUCGCCUACCCCAUGGAUAAAACAAUAGAUAUAAUGAGGGGACAGACAUCAUUAGCUUUACCUCCAGCAGCUGCUUUUGGAAAGGUUCCAGUGCUAUUUGUAGCUCUUGCAACCCUCUGGCAAGUCACAGGAAAGUCUAGACAGAAAAGCAGAUGUCCAUCACCCCACUUUGUCACUCAAUGCUGCAGCUGCCCUGAUCUAUUUACUGAUAAUUUACUGGUAAAAUGGAGACUGUUUUCUGGUCUAACACAAAUAAAUGCAGGGGCUGUCUCUGUGAUGAAUUAAAGCCACCAGAUUUUAUUUCAGCAACAGGUUUCUGUUUUUAAAUUAUGCAGGAACAGAUGAUCCUUUCCCACUUUGAAAACAGACAAUUCUGGACAGGGAAUUGUCUUCUGACUGACUUCAGAGGUGAAGCAUGUUUUUCAUGGCAGUGACCCCAGCCCUGUUUUGUCUGGGAUAGAAGGAUUUGGGAACAUAACCACCUUCUGCAGUGGAAAUUAUCAUGGCUGUGCAAAAAUUACCAGCCUACAAACAGUGGCAAUAAAAUCUGCUGUGGCAGACCAUUCUUACUCUUGCUUCUAUUUAUCUAUAGCUAUUGUGUAUCUGCCUUGAUUUCUGGUGUCUGAGUUGACAGUUUAUUUUGUCUUUGUGUAUGUUGGAGCUGGGAGAGUAGAACCCAGUGCUUUUUAGUGUUCAUCCUGUGUCUGGCAUGCAGAAGACUUAAAUUUCUUUUUAUACCAAUUGGAUUUUGGGGAUAUGAUUUUCCUUUUGCCUUGGUCUUCUGCAUUCCCAUGAAUGACAACCUCACAGCACAUUUAGAAGGUGUCAUGGAAUAGAGAUCGCAAGGUCCUGUGGUAAGCUGGUUGUUCAGGAAUGUGGAUGUCCUUAGAGAUCAGUGCUGCAAACCUCACUUACAGCUGCUGGGCCUUUUGCCUGAACUCAGCCACAGCACAGAGAAAAGGCUCCCUCUGCCCAUACCUCCCUUUCCUGGCUAGAGACCCUCUCUGUGGAAAACCCUGACAUUUUGUUACUACGCAAGAUGCCAAAGAGCCUUUCAUGUUCCUUGGCAGCAUGCAGUUGGGGGAUUCCCUUGUUCCAGCCAGCCCGUGUCUAUUGAGCUGCUCUUGCUAAAAAUGUGUUUUUUAAAUUUCUUCCACUUUCGACAGUGACACCUAGGAUCCUUUCUGUAGCACCAAGGCAAAGACAGAAAAAUCUCAGUACAUUGUAUUACCCAGACGGCCAAGAAAGGAGCAAAGGGGAUGUUCUGGGAGCCUGUGGUCUGACAGGGUCGGGGCGUGGGUGUCACACUCACAUUCGAUUUAAGUCAUACAAGCAGCUGAAGGUGACAAGAAGACCCCAGCACCUCCGCAAGCUCACAGCCUUGGAACCGCCGCCGGGAGCCAGCAAUUGGCGAUUCGUCGCCCACUUCCCAGAGAUCCCGAGCCUUUCUGCCUGUCCUCCCCUCGGCUUUCCCCGCCAGCCGCUCGGGGGAAAUCCACCCUGUGCUGGCCCUCAGGGCCGCCCCUCCCCGCUGCCCCGGAGGCUCCCCAGCGCCAUCUUGAGGGCGCCAGGCCUCGGCGUCA
Poecile atricapillus (Black-capped chickadee) is the source of this 7558-nucleotide messenger RNA. RefSeq names its product acyl-CoA synthetase short chain family member 1 (gene ACSS1). The coding region runs from base 90 to 2114 and encodes 674 amino acids. Gene Ontology annotation, molecular function: AMP binding; acetyl-CoA synthetase activity. Gene Ontology annotation, cellular component: mitochondrion. NCBI's taxonomy places the organism in Eukaryota, Metazoa, Chordata, Aves, Passeriformes, Paridae. The transcript is spliced from 14 exons. The record is from RefSeq and is a predicted model, not a curated record.